AUGAUUUUCUUUCCCCUCUUCGCUGCGUGCACUGUUACCGCGGCAGUUGUAAGGCAACACCAACAGGUGCCUAUGUUGGAGCAUGUGUAUGAAGAGGAUAUUGAAAGACCAAGCAUUGCUGUUCAUUUUACAUCGUCACGUGCAAUCCCUGCGGCCCGUUAUUCCAAUGGAACUAUUCUAGAUCUUGAGACUGUUGAAGGAGACACUGAGUACAUCGAUCUAGUGUCUCAAUGGAUGGCCCAAAACUCAAGAAUCGGUGGAAGAAAGGUAGAGAGGCAAGACUGGUGUCGGGCAUAUCCACUUUACGAGGAAUGUAGAUCGGAUGGUUUGCGGCGCCGAAGGUCACCUAAACUUCAGGAUCCCAUAAGCAGAGACACAGUGAUUUUAUCCAAAAUGCUCAUGCAAGUGCGAAUAUCAAUCGAAACAGAACUGGCCAUCCCGCUCACUACAGUGGUACCUGUCUUCUUCGAACUUCGUCAAAACCAAACACAGGUUGUACGAAACGCGAUGGAUAUCGUCGGACUCCAAUUUCCACGCUCAUCCGAUUCCGCUGGUGGCCAUGUAUUGCUCGACACAAAUGCCGCCUAUGCCGGGUUUGUAAGUCUAUCUUGCAAACAAUCGCCGGAACCCGAAAAAUGUAGGGAAAAGAGGGAGAAAAGUGACCAGACCACACUAUUCGUCGAUUUCGACAACCAUUCUUUCAGCGCCAGUGCCGGUACUAUACGAAACGAAGCUGAAUCCCACUCGAUUGGCUCACGAAUUCUCUCCCCGGAGCUUGGAUGGUGGGACCUCCCGAUUUUCGAAAUACACCGCGCAAAGUUCUGGGCAAGAAUGCAUGAAGCUAUCCUGGAUGUGAUUGGGGUGCUAGGGGGCCGGCCAAUCGACCACAUCGUGUUGACGGGACAACAUGGUGCGGAUGAGGAGUUUAUAGGUGUAGUGGAGGCCACACUUUGGAGUGCCUUGGAGAUGGAUACAGGAUCGAUGCUGCUGUCAAGUCAUGCCGCAGAUGCCGGGAGGUUAGUGGCGAGGGGCGCGGUCGAACUAGCCUGGCGUAGAGAAUAA
This is a messenger RNA of Plenodomus lingam JN3, 1062 nucleotides long. RefSeq lists its product as uncharacterized. Lineage: Eukaryota; Fungi; Ascomycota; Dothideomycetes; Pleosporales; Leptosphaeriaceae. The record is from RefSeq and is a predicted model, not a curated record.